Arabis nemorensis is the source of this 459-nucleotide messenger RNA. Lineage: Eukaryota; Viridiplantae; Streptophyta; Magnoliopsida; Brassicales; Brassicaceae. The record is from the annotation of a GenBank genome assembly.
AUGGCGACGUCGGGAACAUAUGUGACUGAAGUUCCGUUGAAAGGAUCGGCGGAGAAACACUACAAGCGAUGGAAGACCGAGAACCACCUCUUCCCCGACGCCAUUGGCCACCACAUUCAAGGUGUUACCGUCCACGAAGGCGAAUGGGACUCUCAUGGAAGCAUCAAGAUUUGGAACUACACAUGCGAUGGGAAAGCUGAGGUGUUUAAGGAGAGGAGAGAGAUAGACGAUGAGAAUAAUGCGGUUACGUUCAGAGGUCUUGAAGGUCACGUGAUGGAAGCCCUUAAGGUGUAUGACGUCAUCUUUCAGUUCAUUCAAAAGUCGCCUGAUGAUAUCAUUUGCAAGAUCACUAUGAUCUGGGAGAAGCGAACCGAUGACUCGCCUGAGCCAAUCAACUACAUGAAAUUCGUCAAGAGCCUCGUUGCCGAUAUGGACCACCACGUCCUCAAAGCUACAUGA